UUGUACCACGUGACUUGGUUGCUAACUCGACCCAGGACGCCGUGCGAGUUGGAGACCGCUACUCCAGAAAAUGCAGUAAGAUGUAGCCAUGGCUGCAGCAGUCACCUGAUGCAGUAACCAAGGAGACCACCAAUCACAACUCAACGUUUCCAUCCGCACGUCAGCAGUAGUAGUUCUACCCGUCACCAUGGCAACCCAGGUGCGACUGAUCAGCAUGUCCCGCGGGAGCAGCACCUCGCUGGACCAGCCAGACGACAUCCAGGCCGAGGUGUACGUCAGCGGCAGUGGGAAGUUCUGUCUGAGUCUCCACGGCCGCGAGCUGACUGAGAUCCCGCCUGACAUCUUCAACAUGGACGAGCUGAACUGUCUGUUCCUCGGCAACAACGGAAUCUCCCACGUCCCCCGGGACAUCAGGAGGCUCAACAAGGUCCAGGUGCUGGCCAUCCAGGAUAACCAGCUGACGAGUCUCCCCCCCACCAUGUUCCAUCUGGAGGCCAUGAAGGUUCUGGAGGUCAGCGGGAACCAGCUCACCGAGCUGCCGGGAGACAUCGGCAACCUGAAACAGCUCAACCAGCUGUAUGCGAACAGAAACAGCCUGAGUUCCCUGCCUGAUGAGGUGUGCUCGCUGCAGCAGUUAGAGGUGCUGGGUCUGAACGAUAACCUAUUCCCAUCUCUCUCUCCCUGCAGUUAUGCCAAUAGGAACAACCUGAGUUCCCUGCCUGACGAGGUGUGCUCCCUACAGCAGCUGGAGGUCCUGGGGCUGAACGAUAACGAGAUCACCUCGCUUCCUGCUGGGAUCAGGGGCCUCACCAAGAUGAAGAUUCUGGGACUGGACAAUAACAGACUGGAGCGCGUGCCGAAGGGCAUCUGUGAGCUGGACGAGCUGAUCAAGCUGGGCCUGUCCGGGAACGGACUGAAGCACCUGCCGGCGGAGAUGGAGAAUCUUUCCAACCUGCGCGAGCUGCUGCUCAACGAUAACGAGAUCCAGUACCUGCCUGUUCAGCUGUACUGGCUGGAGUGUCUGGAGGAGCUGGCCCUGUCUAACAACCAGCUGAAGUCGCUCUCACCGCAGAUCGGCCGGCUGAAGGAACUCCGCAUCCUGGGACUCAACAGCAACCAUUUAGAGGUCCUUCCUGAUGAGAUUUGUGAGCUGAGCUGUCUGGAGACGUUAGGACUGGACAGUAACCGUCUCAAGGCGCUACCUGAGCACAUGGCCAGCCUGGUGAAUCUGAAGGAACUGUACAUCGGCAACAACAGCAUCGAGUACAUCCCGGACGACAUCUGUAUACUCACUGAGCUCCAGGUUUGUGGUAUCCUGACACAAGAUCUCAUAGAGUUGAUUGUGGCCAUGACCGGUAACAAGAUCGACUCCCUCCCCGUGGAGAUCGCUAACCUGAAGCGUAUCAUCGCCAUGACCGGUAACAAGAGCGACUCCCUCCCCGUGGAGAUCGCUAACCUGAAGCGUGUCUUGUUCUACAUUACAGAUUGUCGCCAUGAUUGUCGCCAUGACCGGUAA
Messenger RNA from Branchiostoma floridae (Florida lancelet), 1516 nucleotides. RefSeq names its product leucine-rich repeat and death domain-containing protein 1-like. The record is from RefSeq and is a predicted model, not a curated record. The coding region runs from base 188 to 1516 and encodes 442 amino acids. Lineage: Eukaryota; Metazoa; Chordata; Leptocardii; Amphioxiformes; Branchiostomatidae. The transcript has 12 exons. Gene Ontology annotation, molecular function: protein binding.